This is a messenger RNA of Pyricularia grisea, 516 nucleotides long. RefSeq lists its product as uncharacterized. The transcript has a single exon. The coding region runs from base 1 to 516 and encodes 171 amino acids. Lineage: Eukaryota; Fungi; Ascomycota; Sordariomycetes; Magnaporthales; Pyriculariaceae. The record is from RefSeq and is a predicted model, not a curated record.
AUGUCGGCCUAUAGCCCGUACGGCUCUUACAGCUCUCUCUACACAACAUCAGCACCCAUGGAGAUUGGAUCAGGAAGCUUCCUGUCGAGGCCACGAUAUGCGACCAUGGACAGCUACAACACUACCAGUUUCCCUUCGUGGCCCAGGCGGUCCUCGCUUUCCGAGUCUGAGCAAGCCGACCACCCCGCGACUUCUUUCCUCUCGGACGAGGAUCUCAUCUUUGACACCGACCCCUUCUCAGAGGAUGACGCGCGCAGCGUCUCGAGCAGCGGCAGUGGCUCUUGCUCGCCAAACCAGCCAACCCGCUACGAUGUCCGCGCCGAGGAGGAAGAGGCACGGAGGCAACUCCAGCGUCAGCAAAAGGCUGCCCUGCAGCGUCAAGCACUGCAGAUGAUUCAGGAGGAGAAGGAGCGCCGCCGAACCAUGAGGCAACGCCAGCUCCAGCGCAGGAAGUCAAGCGGCCCGUCUACCAAGUCAAAGACGGCCAGUGCCGCCAUGGAUCCCAUCGCAGAGUGA